Alternaria ethzedia is the source of this 831-nucleotide messenger RNA. RefSeq lists its product as uncharacterized. The transcript has a single exon. NCBI's taxonomy places the organism in Eukaryota, Fungi, Ascomycota, Dothideomycetes, Pleosporales, Pleosporaceae. Bases 1 to 831 code for a protein of 276 amino acids. The record is from RefSeq and is a predicted model, not a curated record.
AUGGGAAAACCAAAGCGCAUGAGUGAGAUGUUCAUAUCGUCGGCCGAAAAAGACGCCAACACCACGACGGUGACUGCGAGCCCGCCGUACUCGAGCGAAGGACCUACCCUUCCCAUCAUUGGGGCACCCGAGGACGCACCGACAGCUGGCAAGAAGCGAAAGGCACAAGACAAGAUCAAUGGAACAGCGUCGAAGAAGCCAUCGCAACCACCAUCUCCUCCCACAAUCCAUCCCUCUCUCUACGAGCCAUGGACACGGCUGCCUACCGAACUACGCAAGCUCCUCGAAACCCAGAAGCGCAUGCGAGCCACACAGAACAUCGUACCCGUCGUCUUCUCGAAGAAUCAGAACAUCAAAUCCGGUAUCAACAGGUUGAAGACAUAUUUGGGCGCGUACAAAGACCCAGCGUCUACAAUCGAGAUGCCGGAAGCUCUGAAAGAGGAUGAUGUGAUCAUAGCUGUUUCUGCACAGGGUGAGGGCACAAUAAAGCUAGUAAGCAUCGUUGAUAUGGUCCGGCGCAUUGUAGCACCGAGUGGUGGAGAGGACGAUAAGCAUGGGAAGGAGGAGGCAUGGUGGAUGUACACAAUGCUCACGAGCGUCGAGGUUGACCGAGAGAUCAAAACCAGGCCGACGGACAAGGACGAUGCGGACGUCGAAAAGGCACCGAGCACACAGAAGAAAGAUGAAAUGUCAAAUGAGAACAACACGAUGAAGAGGAGGAAAACACCCGUGCUAACAGUUUGGAUGACCAAGAAGCGGAUAGCCGCGUUCGGGAAUGUCUUUGGAGAGCAGACAUUCGCUGUGAAGCUGCUAUCACAAGACUCUGACUGA